This is a messenger RNA of Rotaria sordida, 1344 nucleotides long. The record is from the annotation of a GenBank genome assembly. Lineage: Eukaryota; Metazoa; Rotifera; Eurotatoria; Philodinida; Philodinidae.
AUGCUUGUCUGGCGACGAUUCAUUCAUACCAAUGUAUCACGAUAUUUAUCUCAAUCAGCUGUUGCUUCAAAUUCACCAUCACCAUUAAGUAUCUUACGAAAAAAAACAGGUUAUUCAUUAUCUCAUUGUCGGACUGCACUUCAACAAUUUAAUGAUAAUCUUGAACAAGCUGAAGCAUGGCUUCAUCAACGUGCUCAAGCUGAAGGUUGGAGUCGAGCAACAAAAUUACAAAGUCGUGCUGCAUCUCAAGGUUUAAUUGGUAUUAUAACAGACAAAGAUUCAGCUGCAAUGGUUGAGAUUAAUUGUGAAACAGAUUUUGUGGCUAAAAAUGAAAAAUUUCAACAACUUGUUUCUCAUGUUGCAAAUAGUCUAAUAACUAAUCAAAAGGAUAAAUCGAAAGAAAAGGUAUUCUAUGAUAAAGAUGCUCUAUCAACUUUACCUUCUGUUGAUGAUCAUUCAAAAACAUUAGCUGAUAUGGCAGCUUUAUGUGUUGGAUCAGUUGGAGAAAAUGUUGUUUUACGACGUGGUAUUGUAUUUAAUAUUAAAAAUAAUCAAUUAUUUGCUAGUUAUUGUCAUGGACAAAUUAAUAAUGCAAGUACAGAUUCAUGUCGUAUGGGAAAAUAUGGUGCACUUGUUAAUUAUUCUCAAAUUGAUUCAACAAUAACAAAUGAUUCAAAUGAUGAAAAUACUUCAACAUUAUCUUCAACUAUAUUAACUCGUUCUUAUCCAUUACGAACAAUAUGUCAAAAUAAUAUUCAAAAACCAAUUGAAUUAAGUACUUAUCUUGAUCAACAAGAUGAAACGAGUCAACUUCAUGAAUAUCUUAAUGGAUAUAUUUAUGCAUUACCAUCACGUGAAAGUACACAUGAUUUAUUUGUAAAAAAUUUAAGUGCACAAAUUGAACAACAACAAAUAAAAAAUAUUCAUAUACUUCCAAUGGAUAUACGUAUACAAACACCUGAUCCUAUUUAUAUUUAUUAUCCAAGUUUAUGUCUUAGUAAUCAACCACCUAAAACUGAUCAAGCAAUAACACGUGAACCUAUUGUUAUUAUUGAACUUAUUACACCAACAACUGAACGUUUUAUUUUACAUGAAAAAUCAAUUAAUUAUAAAAGAAUACCAUCAUUAAAAGAAAUUAUUUAUAUUUGGCCAAAUUUAAAAAUAGCUCAAGUCGAUUUUCGUAAUGAUAAAUCAUCAGAAUGGACGAGAAAAUAUUACGACAUACAAGAUAAAAUUCCAUUAACACAAGCAAUUGAUAAUGGUGAAUUAGUACUUACUGACAUAUUUAAUAAUAUGGUAAGUUUUAUAUUUCAAUAUAUGAAUCAUUUUGAUAAGACAAAAUGA